AUGCUCGUCCCAUUUUAUGCUUCUGACGCUCGCUCGCCGCCUCCUGCACCCUCGCAGAUCCAAAACAACGUGGGCGAGACGGGCGUGCCGCGGUGGUCCUUGGUGCCGGGCCUCAAGCUGCGUGCGCUGCGAGUAGGUACGAGUGACUCGAUCAACAACAUGUCAGAGAACAAGACGGAAGUGAAGGCCCGCAUCAUUCCGGCCGAAAACGCGCCGGCUCUCAAGCCGGUCACCGAAGACGCGCCGGCCCUCGAGCCGGUCACCGCCGGCGGCUCGCCGCUGCCGUCGAUCAAGGAGUUUCCGGAGGAGGAGCCCGCCGCGGCGGCGAGCGCCUGGCCUUCUGCGCGCGCCGGCGGCGACGCCGACUGGAACGUCUCGACCAAGGAGUUUCCAGAGAAGGAGCCCGCCCCGUCGGUGAGCGCUUCCCACCACCUUUCUCCGCACACGCGGGGCAUCGACGAGUGGAAGACCCCCUCCCCGCUCCGCAAGAUCGAGCGCAAGGGCGAGUCCAACCUGGUCGACCGCUCCAACAAGACCACCAAGAUCCCCACCCCGAUCGGCCGCGUCGACUCCAACGGGUUCGCGGCGCUGCUCGGAACGGACGUCGACGAGGAAGACCUCGCUGGCGUCGGCUCCGCCGGCAAGGCGUCUGUCGACGACGCCCCGCCGUCGUCGACGACGCCCUCGACGCGCUCCGGCCUCCGCGUCGGCAAGUUCUGCUCGACCAAGCUGCUGUGCGGCUUCCUCACCGUGGUGGUCAUACUCGGCUGCUCGGCCGUUGCUCUGUCUUCGUACGGCUCUGGCGGCGUCUCCGAGUUCCUCGAGUCGGUGUUCGUGCCCGACGCGGCCGCGGUCGACCCGAUGCCCGAGCCCAACUCGGGGCUACUCUUCGCCUCGCCCGAUCGCCACCCAACCUUCGCGCCUCGCCCGACCCCGCCCGUGUCCAACCCGGUUGACGACCCAAACUGGCUCGUCGCUGCCUCGGGCUUCUGCUCCGACCUGUCCUCCACGCCGGUCGCGGGUGUCGCGAGCAUCGACUUCAAGUUCCACCCCGAGGUGUCGGUCGCCUUCACCGACGCCCCGUUCCACCAAGGCGGAGCAGGCGCGCUCGUACGCCUGCUGCAGCUGCCCCGAGUCGCCAAAGAGCGCGUCUCGCUGCGUCACAUUGAUGCUAUCCACCCAAAAGCACAGGUCGAGGGCGGCAAGCCAGAUUGGGCGGUCCUCCGGGUCCUCGCACGCACAGCCCCAGGCUGGGUGGUACACGGAGAGACUCAACGGCCAGGCGUCAUCGGUCUGAAGCACGUAGAAGAGGGCGCUAGUGUCAUCGAGAAAGGUGGGUGA
Molecule: messenger RNA, 1341 nt
Organism: Emiliania huxleyi CCMP1516
Lineage: Eukaryota; Haptophyta; Isochrysidales; Noelaerhabdaceae
Exons: 5
Coding region: 1-1341 (446 amino acids)
Source: RefSeq, a predicted model, not a curated record